Messenger RNA from Chanos chanos (milkfish), 4595 nucleotides. It is a transcript of the gene kazna, whose product is annotated as kazrin, periplakin interacting protein a. NCBI's taxonomy places the organism in Eukaryota, Metazoa, Chordata, Actinopteri, Gonorynchiformes, Chanidae. The coding region runs from base 293 to 1612 and encodes 439 amino acids. The record is from RefSeq and is a predicted model, not a curated record. The transcript is spliced from 8 exons.
CACACACUCUCUCACAUACGCAUGCACAUCCUUCCAUGCCAUUGCCUGUGGCUAAGAGGCUCUUUAAUACGUUUCCAUUCUCUCUGAAGGAUCUGUUAAGAAACUGUUCAGGAUUUUCACUUCUGCUUUUUGAUUUUUUUUUUUUUUUUUUUUUUCAGUUCAGAUCUGGAGAAACAUCACUACUGAGGAGCAAGAAAAGAGAGGAGAGACAGUAUCGCUUUUCUUUUCUUUUUCUUCCCACUGAGACCAUGACACCUUGUUUGGAUUCUUUUCUCAGGCUAAGAUCCUUAAAAUGAUGGAGGACAACAAACAGUUGGCUCAGCGGAUCGACGGGGCCAUCCAGUCAGCCAGUCAGGAGGUAACUAACCUGCGCUCAGAGCUGACUGCCACCAGCCGCAGACUAGCUGAACUCGGGGCAGGAGAGCCGGCUGUUCUGGAGAACCACCAGCACAACCACCAUGAGUCUCCCAUCCACGCGAGACAGAAAGCAGUGACAGACGUCUGCUUUAAAACCAACAUCAGCAGCCUGAUGGACUUUGGUACUCCAGAUGCCUCUUUAGACAAAGUAUUGCUGCGGGAGGAGGUGGCCCAGCUGCAGGAGGAAGUUCACCUGCUCCGUCAGAUGAAGGACAUGUUGACCAAGGACUUGGAGGAGUCGCACGGCGGGUGCUCAGCCGAGGUGCUCUCGGCCACAGAGCUGAAAGUCCAGUUGGCUCAGAAAGAGCAGGAACUGGACCGUGCCAAGGAGGCCUUACAGGCUAUGAAAGCUGACAGGAAGCGGUUGAAGGCAGAGAAAGCAGACCUGGUAAACCAGAUGCAGCAGCUUUAUGCCACGCUGGAGAGCAGAGAAGAGCAACUCCGAGACUUCAUACGCAACUAUGAACAGCACAGAAAAGAGAGUGAGGAUGCGGUGAAAGCACUGGCAAAAGAGAAGGAUCUUCUGGAGAGAGAGAAGUGGGACCUUCGCCGGCAAACCAAAGAGGCCACGGAACAUGCCGGAGCCCUCCGUUCACAACUGGACCUGAAAGAGAACAGGAUCAAAGAGCUGGAGGCUGAAUUGGCCAUGGCAAAGCAGUCCCUGGCCACCCUGACUAAAGAUGUGCCCAAGCGCCACUCUUUGGCAAUGCCCACGGAGGCUGUAGUCAACGGUAACCAGGAGUGGGUGAUGCAGGCGGACUUGCCCUUGACUGCAGCCAUUCGGCAGAGCCAACAGACCCUUCAUCACAUCCACCCAGCCGACAGACAGGUGCUGAAAGCCGGCCCCGUGUGUCUCUGUGACACUGACGGCGUAUGCAUCCCCCCCUCAGCCGCGCUGAGGAUCAGCCCCUGUCACUCGCGGCAACCGUCAAUCAUCUCGGACGCCUCGGCCAUGGACGGCGACAGAUCGUCCACGCCGAGCGACAUCAACUCUCCCCGUCACCGGACGCACUCCCUCUGCAAUUCGUUAGAAGAUCUGGAAGACCAGAAGCGUAAGAAGAAGAAGGAGAAGAUGGGUUUGGGAUCACUGUCGCGCGUCUUUGCCAGAGGAAAACAGAGGAAGUCUCUGGACCCAGGCCUAUUCGACGGUACUUCUACCCCAGAUUACUAUAUAGAGGAGGAUGCUGACUGGUGAUAGAGCCAGAGAAACACCCUGUGACCUAAGUGUGUGUGUGUGUGUAUGUAUGUGUGUGUGUGUGUGUGUAUGUAUGUGUGUGUGUGUGUGCUCGUCUUGUAUGGGCCAACAAUUUGAAGUGAAGUGUGUGCACAUGCAUGUCUGCAUUGUGUGGUAACUUGUGUGUGGGUAAGUGUGCGUGUGUGUGUGUGUGUGUAUGUGUGUGUGUUCCUUGCCCAAGACGACUAGAGACUCCUCGUAUGGAUCCCUUAUCCCUACUGUUCCUCUGAAGUGUAUCCAUUGCAAACAGACUGCAUGUAAAUAGAGUGUAAAGAUCACCCUUUGUGGGUUUAUCAUGUGCAGAUACUGUAUGUUUGCCGUAUCUGCUAAGCAACAUGGCUAUGUGUUCCAACCUUUUAAUUGUCUUUAUAUUGACUUUUGUUUAUUUCGAUAACUGGAAACUUGAAGGACUGCUGUGUUUGUAAAUAACAGUCAUUGUGCACUUUGUGCUUGUAAAUGUCUUUUGUCCUGAAUGCUUUUAUUUUAUUCUAUUUUACCAACAUUUUUUUUCCUUAUUCACCCUUUUUUAACAUAUUAAUUCUCAUCCAUUGUUCCAUUUUGUUCAUUCCCUGCACUCAGUUUUUUCAAUUUUUUUCCCUGAAGCUUUCCUGUCGGCAAAAGCGCAGACUUUCUAGCUGCUGUAUUCACCGGUUUGCAGUUAUUGGGCUCUUAACCAGAGGGUUGUGAGUUCUAAUCCCAUGCAUGUCAUUACUUAUGUGUCUUUUAACGAGGCACUUAACAUUUAGUUGUUCCAGAGUUGUACGUAAGACCUCUGGCAUAGUAAUUACAAGUCGUUCUGGACAAGAAUGUCAGCUAAAUGAACAAAAAAAUGUAAAAUAAAUUAACAAAGCUCUCAUUCACGAUAAAAAAAAGGGAAAAAAGGAAUGCUCCAAACUGAAAAUCAUGUCAUUCUAAAUAAAUUCAUUUCAAUAAAAAGGAAAAAAAAUCCAUUUAGGUUUAGGAGAGACAUAGGAGACUUAUUGCAAAGGUCCUCAGUAAUGGCUUUGCAUCUGUGGUGUUUUCAAACCCUGUGGUGGUUCUUCCCCCCCCACAGGGAAACAGGGAUGAGGUGAUUACCCAGCAGUCACUGGUCCUGAUGAGGCUGCUUCACAUUGGUGCCUGUCACCCUUAAGUGUGUGUAGCUAAUCUAAGGUUGUAAAUUAUUCAUGGUACCCGAAGGAUUAAUUUGCAUCUCCGCUGAUGGCGCGUCCUCUUAUUCUCUAGUCCCAUAAACGUCGAGUCAUUUCCCUGUGAGGGUUAUUUAGUCAUUUUCAAAUCAUUGUCCUUCAUCAGUGCAAAGUUAUUCAGAAUAAAGUGUCACUGGACGCUGAAGGACAUGUUUUGAACUGUGAUGAAUUCUUCAAUGGCUAACUAGCAACCUUGUAAUAAUAAACCCAAAAAGAAUCAUAUCUUUUCCUUCAAGAUAAGAAAAAUUGUUUUCAGAUAUUGUAGCAUGUAAAAGCAGAAAAUGAUAGGUCAGAGAGGGAAGCUAUUUUGACAUGAAAGGACAAAAAAAAAAAAAAGAAUCCAGUUCUUCUCACGACUGAGUCUGUGGUGACAGGCCCCCACGGGGUUUUGGAGUCUGUGUCUGGAAAUAGAAGUGGAAGAGCCCACUCCACGCUGUAGAGUUGAGAGAGGCCCAGAGGAGAGAAGAUAGGAUGUUCUGUAAGAGGUCUCACGCUCCUGCUGAAAGAAUGAUUGGCUGAGAUUGAACGGGUCCUGUCUAGGCUUCCAGCAACAUAAUUGGCCAUAACUUGGACCAGUUGAAUAGAGAGGGUAGGUAGGUUACCAUGGUUUUUUGGAGUUAGCCAUGUAUUUAAGUUGCUUUCAGUCCAAACUGAUAAACUGUAAGUGUGUUUAUCCGUCCUUCUACAAGUCUGACACUGUAGGUCCUUCUCAACAACAAAGACCACUAAACCAGAGUGUGUGAACGAAGGCCGGUUCUGAUAACAGAAUCAAUCAAAUUUCCUUAAGAAGCUGAUUCCAAGUAAGACAUUUAGAUUAAAAAAACGCUGACUGUAUAAUAGCAGAGACAGAUACAUCAUCAAAUGCUCUGCAUUUUUUAAAUCCGUGUCAUGCUGGACAAAAAAAAAAAAAAAAGAAAGAAAAGAAAGAAGAAAGAAUGUCAGGCUCAUUCAGGUCUCGACUCGGAUCAAAGGAGAGAAAUAAAAGAAUUGUAAUAAGUUAACAUCCUUCAGGUUACAGACCAUAUUUGCCUCCAUUGUUAAUGAAACAGGAGACAAAUGUGUACUCCAUCCCUCUCUCGCCGUUACAUUAAACCAUGGCCAAGUAAUCAGAUUUGGAGCUCAGCCUUGCCUUUAGAAGCAAUUAGGGAAAUGCCAAAGGUUAAUAGUGUUUGUGAGAAAAGCACAAGUUCAAUCAAAUUUUUUAUCCCCAUAUUGGCACCUCUGACCGCAAGUCUGCCCUACCCUCAGGAAAGCUUUGCCUGCCCGAAAUGUUAUUAAACUAAAGCUCGUUUCAAACUGUAACCAAGUUGGGGAUUAUGAAAACCUAUUUUAAAAUGGAGGUAUGAUUAUCCAAGCCGUUUUGCAAAAAGGUUUUUGCCAAAAAAAAAAAAAAAUUUGCCAAAAAAAAAAAAAAGAAGGAAGAAAAAGAAAGAAAAGCAGGGGUGAAAUUGCCUUCAUUGUUGCAGUAUAUCGCUUUCUCUCACUGGCAUUUCAUAUCAGAAAACCAUUAUUUUCAUAUUUAAUUUACUGAUCCCAAUUUCCUUUCAUUUCACAGCAAAUAUUUUACAUUCUGUAAAUUUGGAAAUAUUACUGAAUUUAAAUCUAUUAUCAGAGUUUUAUUUAAUUAUAAGGAAUAGACCUCAAUAGAUGAGUAUGUUUGUAAUAUAAAUAUAGAAAGCGUUCUCUUCAUCUGUUUGGAAAAGGUUAGCAGAAGAGAUCUAAGCGGCAUGGAAACAAACUAUGAUAAAGAUAUAAAG